CGGUUCGCCGGAUAAUCGAUCUAAGGUGCGCCAGUUGCCAGCUUUAUUAUUAAGCCCUUGUCCAUCGUCGUCAACUGUCCAAGUUGUAACUCCAGGUAGUCCAGUACACACUAGUUUUAAGCGUGCUUGCUGUACACCAAAUUCAGACAAGGACUCUCCAAUGUCUUCUACUGUACGCCAGAAGGGGACACGCGCGAUGACCCCUGUAAAACAUUCUCCACGAACAUUUGCUGGCUCAAAAACAGGCUGUACUGUACGAGAAUUGGCAACUGCAUAUCAGAAUCACAUUGGAGAAACCCUUAAUGAGGUUGAAGAGCUAACUUCUGAGGAGUGUGAGGUAACACACUCCCCAGCGCAUGUAACACGACAUGCACGAGUUAGACAUGCAAAGACUCCAGACUCCCAGAGAGUUCGGAUAAAGCCCCCUGCCAGAACCCCACCUGCAACUUGUCCUUCAGAUAAGGUUAUUCGACCAAAGAAGAUUUUACUCAGCAGCAGCAGCAGUACCCAUGGUAGCUCUCGUGAUACACCAAAAACUUUCUCAAGAAGUCGGCUGAUGCUUACCUCGUCAUCCUCGGUAAAACACAAAAUACAAAAGGUUUUGCAUACAGUAUUUAUUAUAUACAGGAACACCCUGGUUAAUGAGAGGGCUAAGGACUGA
Homarus americanus (American lobster) is the source of this 661-nucleotide messenger RNA. RefSeq lists its product as uncharacterized. Bases 161 to 661 code for a protein of 166 amino acids. NCBI's taxonomy places the organism in Eukaryota, Metazoa, Arthropoda, Malacostraca, Decapoda, Nephropidae. The transcript is spliced from 5 exons. The record is from RefSeq and is a predicted model, not a curated record.